GGCUGCCCGGCCGUGAGGUGGCGCAGGAGCCGCAGGGCGGCGAGCGGCGGCCAUGGAGCUGGAGGGCGGCGGGGCCGCGGGGCCCGGGCAGGCCGCGGCGGGCCGGGGGCUCCUCCCGCUCCUGCAGCACACGGUGGGCUCCCUGCUGUCCAGCUAUGGCUGGUACAUCCUUCUGGCCGCUGUCGUCAUCUAUCUCCUCAUCCAGAAGAUAUCGCAGAGCCUGGCGGCCAGGCCGAGCGGCCAGCCCGGAGCAGCCGACGCGGCUGUGGAACCUGAGGUGGUGGUAAGAAGGCAGGAAGCCCUGGCAGCAGCUCGCCUCAGGAUGCAGGAGGAGCUGAAUGCACAAGCAGAAAGAUACAAAGAAAAACAAAGACAGCUUGAAGAAGAGAAGCGAAGGCAGAAGAUAGCAAUGUGGGAAAGUAUGCAGGAAGGAAAAAGCUAUAAAGGAAACCUGAAGCUGAAUCAGCAAGAAGUAGAGUCUGGUGCCUCCACCUCAUCAGCACUUCCCAAAUCCAAGCCAAACAAAAAGCCCUUGCGAGGAGGUGGCUAUAACCCCCUGUCUGGAGAAGGAGGUGGAACUUGUUCCUGGAGACCAGGCCGGAGAGGCCCGUCAGCAGGUGGAUGAGGCUAACCUCCCUGGUGUCCCAUCUCACCAGCAGGCUUGAUCUUCCCCAGUGUCUGACUGCCUACAGGUUGCUUGUCACAGUGACUCCUCUGGAGGUGGGCUCAGUGCAGGUGUUCACUUGAAACAGAUUUGCACCAUUUCCAAAUAGUAACGCAGAAGCUGAUGCUAAACAAGUAAAAUACCUGAUCCUCUUAGAGAUGAUGAAGACAGAAACAAUUUCAGUGUCAUCAGUUAAAUUUUCACUCUUCAGUAGAGAGGAAAUGCAGUCUCCAGCCAAGGUAAAUCACCUGGGAUAGUGAGAUCUGGGUUCUGUGACUAUUCAAAGGCUGGCCUCAGGCAAAUUUAAUUAUCUAAGCUCAGUUUACCUCUGUAAAAUGAGAAUAUUUACCAUCCUCAGCCAUGUUCCUAGAUCUCCUGUGUUUGGCUGGAAGGUACUUUAGAGGAGUAUUGUCCUCUGCAGAUAUUGUCACUGGCAGAUGACCUUGAAAUUUAGGAGGAGGGACUUUCAGAAACAGCAGCUGAACUGACAGACACCAUGGAUUUGCACUGCAGGCCAGUUGCUGCAGAAGAGUCUCUGUGACAGGCUACCUUGAAUGAUGUUUUCCUUAGAAAUGGUAAACAAACCAGUGAGGAUUACUGAUACUAGACAGCAAAUGGGGGGGAUUCUUGCUAUUAUUUUUUUUUCCAACUGCUUUGUAAAAACAAAGUACAAUUGAUAUUAAAUAUAAUUGCAAACAAAUGAUAAA
Apus apus (common swift) is the source of this 1371-nucleotide messenger RNA. It is a transcript of the gene SELENOS, whose product is annotated as selenoprotein S. The record is from RefSeq and is a predicted model, not a curated record. Bases 53 to 625 code for a protein of 190 amino acids. Lineage: Eukaryota; Metazoa; Chordata; Aves; Apodiformes; Apodidae. Gene Ontology annotation, cellular component: Derlin-1 retrotranslocation complex; Derlin-1-VIMP complex; endoplasmic reticulum membrane. Gene Ontology annotation, biological process: retrograde protein transport, ER to cytosol; endoplasmic reticulum unfolded protein response. The transcript has 6 exons.